AUCGCUUAACCAAAAUAAAAAGUGAAAAUCCAAAACACUUCAAUUUUGUCAACAUUUCAUUGAUUUAUCUCCCUUUACCAUCGUUUAACCAUUUGCGAAUUCUAUACUUAAAUGGUGAUAUGCAUAAGCACAAGAGAUAAGAAUGCCACUGUGGACUGUUCAUCUUGAGGGUGGGCCCCGACGUGUCAAUCAUGCUGCUGUUGCCAUCGAAGACAAGAUCUACUCAUUCGGAGGCUAUUGCACUGGGGAGGACUAUGAGACAAUCAGACCGAUGGAUGUUCACAUUUUAGACACAGUAUCCUACAGAUGGAAAGCUGUCCCUAUCCCAGUACCAGAAGACCCUCAGUACAAGAACAUACCGUACCAGCGCUAUGGUCACACAGCAGUAGCAUAUAAGGACUGUGCAUAUAUAUGGGGCGGAAGGAACGAUAGUCAGGGAGCAUGCAACAAGUUGUAUUGUUUUGAUGCAAGUACUCUAAAGUGGAUCAACAUUGAAGUGACUGGUCCUUUACCUGCUGCCAGAGAUGGCCAUUCUGCUUGUGUCAUCCAAGAAAAAAUCUACAUAUUUGGAGGAUAUUUAGAAUGGCUGGACAGAUUUAGUAAUGGUGUGCACACAUACAGUUUUCCAACACAACAAUGGGAGCUACUGCUGGCAACAGGUUCCCCCGCCCGGUGGAGAGACUUCCAAUCAGCAUGUGGUAUUGACAACCUGAUGUUCAUCUUUGGUGGCCGCAGUGAUAGAGCUGGACCGUUUCAUACCAAUCAUGAGAUCUAUUGCAAUAAAAUUCAGGCAUUUAAUAUCGGUGAUAACCAUUGGCAUGAACCAGCUACAACUGGUCUUGCACCAGUGGGACGAAGGAGUCAUUCUUGUUUUGUGUAUAAAAAGCAGCUGUACAUAUUUGGUGGUUACAAUGGAAUUCAUGAUGUUCACUUUGAUGAUAUCUACAAGUACGAUCCAGCCACAAAUCAUUGGUCUGUUGUCAAAGUAAAAAACCGAGGCCCUUGUCCAAGGCGGAGACAGUGUUGUUGUGUAAUAGAUGACAGAGUUUUCUUAUUCGGUGGAACUAGUCCAUGUGAGGAGCCAAUGGAAGGAACAGAUUCUGACUCAGAUCUCAUGGAUCACUCCGAUCUUCAUGUGCUGGACUUCUCUCCAAGCUUGAAAACUCUGUGCCAACUUGUUGUUCUGGAACUCAAACUUGACACAAAGUACUUACCAAGGGACAUACACUGGGAGCUCACUGCAAUGACAACAAACAACAACAUCAGUCGAGCUGUCAAUUCGAAUGGAUGAGGAUGCAAAGAUCAACAGGAUUUUAUUUUCUCAUCUUAUAUUUUCAUACAUGGACAAAACAGUGUUUAUUUAUCAUAAUAUAGAUGCAUGUAUUUAUUGAAGCAAUUUAUUCAGUGCUAAUAACAUCAGAAGAAAGUUUUGUCUAUCAUCACUCGUCAUAGUAAUCUUUUGUUUAAAAAACUAGAUCUUCUGCUGUGGAGUUGAUAAUGAGCUUGGCAGUCAGCAUAUUAGACAGUAUAUUGGGAGGUAAUGCGCAGUAUGGCAUGGAAAAAGUGUUAUGCAAAGGAUAGAGCCAUACUCCUAGUCACUUAUCGGAGGUGUAGUCAGAUGGCUUGGGGAACCAGUGAAAAAUCAGUUGGGGAUAGAUUCAGCUGAUGAGCAUUAUUGAGAAAAAAGACUGUCUUGUCAUGAAAGAGAUGAUGUGAAGGAUGUUGUUUGUGUUACCGACAGAGUUGGUUUAUAUUUGACUACACGCUGUAGUAGUAAGCUUGUCAGACUGGUUCAGUUUUAUUGUACAUGUAAUGUGCAUUUAGGCGUGCGUUUUGUUUUAUUUCAUAACUGAAGUUAUUUUUAGCUAAACAGUGUUCCUCCAAUUCCAAGGUGCCUUCACAGGCCACAUCAUGUUGCUUUUACUCAGACAUUUACAUUUACACAUCUUGUUUAGAAUUCAGCUGCAGAGUAGACUGGAUAUUAUGUAUUUAUAGCAUGCACUGUGCAUUUGGAUAAUGUUUUGACCUCAUAAUAGUCAAAAGGUCUGAUUCCUCAAUAGCGGGAACCGUGGAAACACUCACGAAACUGUGUGGUUAUCACAGCUGUUAAAUACAUUUUUGAUGUGAGUUAUUGAUGUGGCAAUUGUAAUUGACCUCAAAGACUGUGGAAUGCAGGAAUCAGACCUUCAAUCUCACUGUUUUGAGCUUUUGCAGUUUUGCAGUAUUUUAGUAAUAUGCAAGAGACUCGUUUAGGUUUGGUUCAGGUUGCCUGGAUAGUAAAAAACGAAAUGACUGAAAAAGGCAUUUGAAAGUCCUAGUCCAGAGUAUUAUAUGAAGACGAAAGUCAUAUUUCUGCAAGUGUAAUUACAAUGAUUUUCAUGAUUUUCUAUGGUGUCAGAAACUUUUAGGUUCUGGUUUCAUUUGCAUCCUUGAUUCAUGCGGCACAUUAGAAACAAUGUGAGUAUCUCAUGAGAAAACGUUUUGAAGAUAUUUGCUCAGCAAAAUCAGUUGGACGUAUGUGUGAAUUUGCGUACCAUUAUUUUACAUGCAGAUAACAUAUGAUUUCAGCUUUGAUUUACAACUAAAAUAAUCAUGUGUUUGUACCUUGUAGACCAUGCAACAGCACAAUUGUUUGCCGCAUCAUGAUCUCAACAUAUUUUAUUCAAAUAAGGAAUUUGGACAAAUAGUCAAAUGGUUUAUAAUAUGGUGAACAAGAGUGCUUGUGUCCAUGGAAGUGCAGACUCUUUUGAAGCAAGAAGUGCUUGCAUUGGAUCUGUAUAUCCAUGUACCAGUAGUAUGUUGUGCCAUAAUUCUACUAUUACAUAUAUAUAGCUUCAAUUGUCACAAUUUCUUUGAAAAACUUGUACAGAUAAUCAUGUUUAGUUACUGUAUUUAUCAAAAAU
Lineus longissimus is the source of this 2903-nucleotide messenger RNA. RefSeq names its product kelch domain-containing protein 3-like. NCBI's taxonomy places the organism in Eukaryota, Metazoa, Nemertea, Pilidiophora, Heteronemertea, Lineidae. Bases 143 to 1291 code for a protein of 382 amino acids. Gene Ontology annotation, molecular function: chromatin binding; protein binding. Gene Ontology annotation, cellular component: cytoplasm. The record is from RefSeq and is a predicted model, not a curated record. The transcript has 11 exons.